This is a messenger RNA of Varanus komodoensis (Komodo dragon), 1510 nucleotides long. RefSeq names its product homeobox D3 (gene HOXD3). Gene Ontology annotation, biological process: regulation of transcription by RNA polymerase II. The record is from RefSeq and is a predicted model, not a curated record. Gene Ontology annotation, molecular function: RNA polymerase II cis-regulatory region sequence-specific DNA binding; DNA-binding transcription factor activity, RNA polymerase II-specific. Bases 1 to 1314 code for a protein of 437 amino acids. Gene Ontology annotation, cellular component: nucleus. Lineage: Eukaryota; Metazoa; Chordata; Lepidosauria; Squamata; Varanidae. The transcript is spliced from 2 exons.
AUGUUAUUUGAGCGGGCUCCCGAGGCCUUGGCGACCGCAGAGCCCACGAUGCAGAAAACCGCCUACUACGACAAUGCGGCGCUCUUCGGGGGCUACGGCGGUUACGGCAAAGCGGAUGCCUACGCCUACACCAGCGGCCCGCCGCAGCCCUACGCCCAGCCGGCUCUGGACACCGACUACCCGGGCUCGGCCUGCUCCCUGCAGGGCGCCGCCCCCAUCCGGCCGCCGCCGCCGCCGGCCCACAAGAGCGCCGACCUUAGCGGCAGCUGCAUGCGCACGGCCGGGGGCAGCCAGGCCGCCGCGCCGCCGCCGCCCCCAGGCCUCGCCGAGCAGCAGCAGCCUCCGCCGCAGCAGCAGCAGCAGCCUCCGCCGCAAGCGCCGCCCCCCGCGCUGCCCUCGCCCUCCCCGCCGAACAAUAACCCCGCCCACGCGGUUCCCGCCAGGAAGGGCAAGGGCGGGCCCAACGCGUCGAGCGGCUCGACGGCCACCAUCAGCAAGCAGAUCUUCCCCUGGAUGAAGGAAUCGCGCCAGAACUCCAAGCAGAAGAGCAGCUGCGCCCCCGCAGGAGAGAACUGUGAAGAUAAAAGCCCCCCAGGCCCUGCUUCCAAACGGGUCCGCACCGCCUAUACCAGCGCGCAGCUGGUGGAGUUGGAGAAGGAGUUUCAUUUCAACCGCUAUCUCUGUCGCCCACGCCGCGUCGAAAUGGCCAAUCUGCUGAACCUGACAGAGCGUCAGAUCAAGAUCUGGUUUCAAAACCGGAGGAUGAAGUACAAAAAAGACCAGAAAGCCAAAGGGAUUAUGCACUCCCCGGUGGGACAGUCCCCUGACCGAAGCCCGCCUCUAAGCGGCCCAAACCACGUAGGAUACUCCAGCCAGCUCCCCACCGUCAGUAGCUUAAGCUAUGAUGCUCCGUCGCCAACAUCCUUUGCCAAAUCGCAGCAAAACAUGUAUGGGCUGGCAGCUUACACGGCCCCUCUCAGCAGCUGCUUGCCCCAGCAGAAAAGGUACCCAGGAGCCGAAUAUGACCAUCAUGCCAUGCAAAGCAACGGUGGCUUUGCCAACCCCAAUUUGCAGGGCAGCCCUGUGUAUGUUGGGGGGAACUUUGUUGAUUCCAUGCCAGCCUCUGGCCCGAUGUUCAACAUCAGCCAUCUUUCUCAUCCUUCAUCCGCCAGUGUGGACUACAGCUGUGCUGCUCAGAUCCCGGGCAACCACCACCAUGGACCUUGUGACCCUCAUCCCACGUACACAGAUCUUACUUCUCAUCACACAUCUCAGGGAAGGAUUCAGGAAGCCCCAAAACUAACGCAUCUGUAGUAGACUGGAAUGGAUUCAAAAAGAGAGACAGAGAGAGAGAUUUAAUGUACUCGCAUUUAAAUUACCUCACUUUUUUCCUGAUGUUACAGUAUAAUUACUUUGAGUACUUCAAGUAUUAGUGGAUUUCUGUGUCCCCAGUAGCAGCUAUGUUAUACUGUUUAUUUCUCUGGUGACUCCUAAGUCCAUGAUUUCUUUU